AUGUCAGCGCGGCUUCCCCUGCAAAUCCCUGACCCCGUCUUCCUCGCCGAGCCUCAUCUACUGUCCGACCUGCCUCCUUUGCUUGUCCCGUUCGUCCCAAGACUGCACGUCCAUCCCGGCCUGCCGCCCCUGUUCGUCCCCGGGCCCCGCCUACAGCCCGGCCAUUCACCUCGAUGCCUCUUCAAUCUAUUAAUCCUCCCCGACCAACCUCUAGCCCGGGUCGUGGCCACGGUCGAAGAUCAGCCAACGUUCCUUACGCCAGCCCUGCCUUCAGAGAAGCUUCUCAGGCGGCUCGUCGGGCACAUUCUGGCCCCCGAUCGUAUACCAGACUUGGGCCCUUCCACUGUUCCUCCGCCUCCUGCUGCAACCACCACCUCUCCUUUGCCUCCUAUUGCAACCACUUCUCCCAUCCCGAGCCAGGCCGAUGCUCCUCCUGCUCCACCCGAGGCUCCGACCGAGCCUCUACUAGCUCAACCUUCCACCUCAUAA
This is a messenger RNA of Zingiber officinale, 489 nucleotides long. RefSeq names its product lysine-rich arabinogalactan protein 19-like. The record is from RefSeq and is a predicted model, not a curated record. Bases 1 to 489 code for a protein of 162 amino acids. The transcript has 2 exons. Lineage: Eukaryota; Viridiplantae; Streptophyta; Magnoliopsida; Zingiberales; Zingiberaceae.